Manis pentadactyla (Chinese pangolin) is the source of this 2499-nucleotide messenger RNA. It is a transcript of the gene CHGB, whose product is annotated as chromogranin B. The coding region runs from base 198 to 2189 and encodes 663 amino acids. Lineage: Eukaryota; Metazoa; Chordata; Mammalia; Pholidota; Manidae. The record is from RefSeq and is a predicted model, not a curated record. Gene Ontology annotation, cellular component: secretory granule. The transcript has 5 exons.
CCUCCUGGGUGCCCGCUUCUCCCGGCCCUGCGGCCCCGGCUUGCCCUUUAAAAGAGCGGGGCCUGCGCCAACCGCGCCACACCGCGGGGACCGGGAAGCACAGCUGCUUUCCCUGAGCAUCUUCAACUCGCCUUCCGGCCGCAUCUCAAACCAGUCCUGUCGCCGUCCUCUUCUGGCAGAGUCGAGCGAGCAGGGCCAUGCAGCCCGCAGCACUUCUCGGCCUCCUGGGAGCGGUGCUGGUGGCCGCAGUCAGUUCUAUUCCAGUGGAUAACAAGAACCACAAUGAAGAAAUGGUGACUCGCUGCAUCAUUGAGGUCCUCUCAAACGCUCUGUUGGAGGCCAACGCCCCGCCCGUCACCCCAGGGUGCCGCCAAGUCCUGAAGAAGAGUGGAAAAGAGGUCAAAGAUGAAGAGAAAAGUGAAAAUGAAAACACAAGGUUUGAAGUAAGAUUGUUAAGAGGCCCAGCGGAUGGCUCGGAAGCCCCCAGGCCCUCCGGUAGGGAGGAGGCAGGAGCCCUGGAGGAGGACCCCCGAGGCCUGACCAUGGCAGACACAGAGGGGGGCGAGCCCCGGGGGAGCCUCUACGCCUCUGACAGCCGAGUCGCCAAAGGAGCAAAGGCAGCCAGGUCUGAGGAGCGUGAGGGGGAGGACAGGGAGGACGAAGAAGGAGGGAGAUACCAGGAAAGGGCGCGCUGGGAAGACGGCAGGGAAGAGAAACAACUGGAGGAGCCCGGAGAGACACAAAAUCCAUUUUUCAACAAAAGAAACCAGGCUACAACUAAGAAAACAGAGGGGUUAGUAUCCAGGUACGAUUUACAAUCUGCUGGGCCCCCUGAGGAGAAGACACACAGCCGGGAGAGGAGCAGCCAGGAGAGUGAAGAGGACACCAGGAGCCGGGAGGACCAUCCCCAGGGGUCUAAAAGCCAGUCUGGGAGCCGGGAAGAAUCCGAGGGAAGUGAGGAAGACGCCAGCCCGGAGGUGGACAAACGGCGCUUGAGGCCAAGACACCACCACGGGAGGACCAGGCCUGACAGGUCCUCUCAGGAAGGGAGACCUCCCUCCGAGGAAAGGGGGCAGCCCCGAGAGCAGCCUGAGGACUCCCACGUGGGCACCGACGGCUUCGGGGAGGAGAGGGACCGCCGUCCAGCCCACCACGGGGCUUCAGAGGAAGAACCUGAAUACGGGGAGGAAGUAAGGGGCUACCCACCCGUCCAGGCUCCCGAGGACCCGGAGGGGGGACGGCAUGGUGGCAGGGGAAGUGAGGAGUUCGGGGCUCCGAGGCCUCCCGGUGACGAGAGCCAGGAGGAGGAGAGCAGGAGAAACCACCCCAGCCCAGGGCUUGACAGCAUGGCGCACGGGUACAGUGAGGCAAGUGAGGAAGAGAGGGGCCGUGAGGGGGCACGCCACCACAGAGCCAGGGCAGGGCAGCCAGGGGCCCCCUCCAGUCCAGACAGCAAAGAGGAGAAGAGGUUCUUGGGUGAGGGAUACCGCCGCGUUCACGGAAGCCAGGCAGAGAGGGCGAGGAGGCGUCCACAAGGCGAGUGGGAAGACCAGGACAAAAAUUACCUCGACUAUGGUGAGGAAAAGGGUGAGGAAGGGGCCCGCGGGAACUGGCAGCCGCAGGAGGAGCUUCAAGACACCAAAGAGAAGAGGGAGGAGGUGAGGCUUCCAGGCCAACACCACGCUCCCCAGCAUACCACUGAACAGAGGAAGAGAUUAGGGGAGCUGCUCAGCCCAUACUACGACCCUCCCCAGUGGAAGAGCAGCCAUUUUGAGAGAAAAAACAACUUGGAUGACAAUUUCCCUGAGGGUGAAGAGGAAAAUGGGCUGGCCUUGAAUGAGAAGAAUUUCUUCCCGGAAUACAGCUAUGACUGGUGGGAGAAGAGGCCCUUCGAGGAGGAGGUGAACUGGGGAUACGAGAAGAGAAACCUCGCCCCCAAACUGGACCUGAAAAGGCAGUAUGACAGAGUGGCCGAACUGGACCAGCUCCUUCACUACAGGAAGAAGUCGGCCGAAUUCCCAGGCUUCUCCGCCUCUGAGGAGCACACGAGCCCACGCCAUGCAGCAGAGAAUGGAAAGGACAGGGCUGGCCAGGCAGUCCUAACAGAGGAGGAGGAAAAAGAGCUGGAAAAUUUGGCUGCCAUGGAUUUGGAACUACAGAAAAUAGCUGAGAAGUUCAGUGGUAACUGAAGAGGCUGAUGGUCGUUGGGGCAAAGGGCAGUUUGAAGAAGCAGCUGUUAUAUUAUCUAUUUUUCACCACUUCACUGAAAGGCAUCAUUUACUUACCCAAAGCCAGGAAGUAGAAUUAAAUGUUUGACACAACUGGAAGUGUCUUUAAUUUUUGCCAGAAUGCUAUUGAAAAUAUGAAUAGCCUGACUUGUAGCACAUGCUUUCUUGCAACAUAGACAUACUAACAUGCUUGUGACAAUGAGUGUGCACCCAUCCUUGAAAAAAUGUUUGUCUUGUUUUGAAAUAAUAAAAGAUUCACCCGAGACCCAAA